AUGUCAGUCUUGCUAGAAACCACCGUCGGUGACAUCGUCAUUGAUCUGCUCAUCGACCACUCUCCCAAGCUGUGUGAAAACUUCUUGAAGCUCUGCAAGGUCAAAUACUACAACUUCUCUCCCAUCCACUCCGUCCAAAAGAACUUCUCCUUCCAGACCGGCGACCCCCUCGGGCCUCUUUCCAAACAAUCAGAUGGCGGCUGCUCAAUAUGGGGGCACCUGUCGGGCGAUCCGUCGAAGCGCACAUUCACAGCUCCCUUUCACCCCAAGCUGAAGCAUCUAGAGCGAGGGACCGUCAGCAUGGCGACAGUACCGCUGUCUUCAGACCCAGACACCCGGGUGGCGGCAUCGCAGUUCAUCAUCACUCUGGGCGAAGAGACGGAUUUCCUCGACAGCAAAGCUGCCAUAUUUGGCAAGGUGGUGGAGGGCUUUGAUUCUUUGGAGAAGAUCAACGAGGCCAUGGUCGACGAUAAGGGAUACCCGUUUGUUGAUAUCCGAAUUAAACACACAGUCAUCCUGGAUGACCCUUAUCCUGAUCCUCCUGGCCUUAGAGAACCCAGCUCUAGCCCUCCGCCUUCAGACGAACAAAUGCGGACGGUACGAAUCGCCAACGAAGAAGAACUCCACGAGAACGAUGAUGUAGAUGAAGAAGAGCUGGAAAAGAGAAGGCGGGAGAGAGAUGCUAGGGCGCAGGCCUUGACACUCGAGCUUAUGGGCGAUCUUCCCUUUGCCGAGGUGAAGCCGCCGGAAAACGUCUUGUUUGUCUGCAAAUUGAACCCUGUCACGCAAGACGAAGAUCUGGAGCUCAUCUUUGGCCGAUUUGGCAAGAUUCUGAGCUGCGAGGUGAUUCGAGACCAAAAGACAGGCGACAGCCUACAGUACGCCUUUAUCGAAUACGAAGACAAGGCAUCGUGCGAAGUGGCGUAUACCAAAAUGCAAGAUGUCCUCAUCGACGACCGGCGAAUCCACGUCGACUUUUCACAGAGCGUCAGUAAGCUCAGCGAUGUGUGGCGGCAAGACACGAAUAACAAACGCAGAGCAAGGGCGCGAGGUGGAUGGGGAGGUGUGCAAGAGCUCGAAAAGCGACGACAGUAUCGAGAAGAGGAUGAGAGGAGCUCUGGGAAGAAUUACAACAUGGUAUACGGCAAGGAGGAGAUGAAAGGAAGACAUGAUCGGGGUUUCAACGGCCGGAGAAACGACGACAAGAUUGACCGAAGAAAUGAUGACAGGCCUGAUCGAAGAAACGACGGUCGAUAUGACCGAAACAGAGACGAUGACCGCGAUAGACAAUUUAGGUCGCGGGAUGGCUAUCGGCACGACAGGAGGGAUAGAGAUGGAGAUUAUAAGCGCAGAGACAGGUGA
Messenger RNA from Trichoderma virens Gv29-8, 1362 nucleotides. RefSeq lists its product as uncharacterized. NCBI's taxonomy places the organism in Eukaryota, Fungi, Ascomycota, Sordariomycetes, Hypocreales, Hypocreaceae. Gene Ontology annotation, cellular component: nucleus. The record is from RefSeq and is a predicted model, not a curated record. Gene Ontology annotation, biological process: protein peptidyl-prolyl isomerization. The transcript has 3 exons. The coding region runs from base 1 to 1362 and encodes 453 amino acids. Gene Ontology annotation, molecular function: peptidyl-prolyl cis-trans isomerase activity; RNA binding.